AUGUUCGUCACCGACAUUAGAAAGGAUUUUUACGAUGUUGUGACCAACCAGAGAGUUGCACUACUGGUUGCAGCGGACAUCGAUGCUCUCUGCGCCUGUAAAAUACUGCAGGCGCUGUUUCACUGUGACCACAUCCAGUACACGCUGGUACCGGUUACCGGCUGGCAGGACCUCUGCACUGCCUUUCUGGAACACAAAGAGCAGUUUAGAUACUUCAUUCUUAUCAACUGCGGGGCGAAUGUUGACCUCCUUGAGAUGCUGCAGCCAGAUGAUGACUCCAUCUUCUUUAUCUGUGACACUCACCGCCCUGUGGAUGUAGUUAAUGUCUACAAUGACAGUCAGAUCAAACUGCUGAUCAAACACGACGACGACCUGGACGUGCCCUCGUACGACGACAUCUUCCGAGACGAAGAGGACGAGGACAGAGACGACUCUGGAAAUGAGAGCGACGAAGGCUCCGAGCCGUCUGGAAAACGGAGGAGAUUCGACGAAGCGGCGAUUGAGAGGAGAAUUGAAAAACAGCGAGCGAGGAGGGAGUGGGAGGCACGAAGGAGGGAUAUCUUGUUUGAUUAUGAGCAGUACGAAUACCACGGCACUUCUGCUGCGAUGAUGUUUUUUGAGCUUGCCUGGGUUUUGACUAAAGAUACCAAAGACAUGCUCUGGUGGGCCGUUAUCGGGCUGACAGACCAGUGGGUUCACGAUAAGAUCACACAUAUGAAAUAUGUGACAGAUAUUGCAACAAUGCAGCGUCACGUUUCCCGACAUAACCACCGAAAUGAGGACGAGGAGAACUCUCUGUCCAUCGACUGUAUGAGGAUCUCUUUUGAAUACGACCUGCGUCUAACACUUUAUCAGCACUGGUCCCUGUAUGAGAGCAUCUGUAACUCCUGCUACACCUCCUGCAGCUUCAAGCUGUGGACUUUAAAUGGCCAGAAGAAACUCCAGGAGUUUCUAGCAGACGUGGGACUUCCCCUGAAACAAGUAAAACAGAAAUUUAACUCCAUGGACAUUUCAAUCAAAGAGAACCUGAGGGACGUCAUUGAAGAGUCCUCCAAUAAAUACGGAAUGAAAGACAUUCGGAUCCAGACGUUCGGCGUUCACUUCGGCUUUAAGAACCGUUUCCUAGCCAGCGACAUGGUGCACGCUGCUGCUGCCUUGCUGGAGAGCACAGAGAAAGACGAGAGCGACACCACAGACAACUUCAUCAAGGCUCUUGAUUCUCUUUCACGGAGUAAUCUUGAGCGUCUGCAUUCGGGGAUUAACCUGGCUAAGAAGAAGCUGCUUGCCAUCCAGCAGACUGUAGCCAGCUGCAUCUGCACCAACCUCAUCCUGUCACAGGGACCCUUCCUCUACUGUUACCUCAUGGAGGGGACACCUGAUGUGAAGCUCUUUUCAAAGCCCCUGGCCUUAACUCUGCUCUGCAAGAACCUGCUGCGGGCUUUUGUCCACUCUACGAGGAAUAAACGCUGCAAGCUGCUUCCUCUCAUCAUGGCUGCUCCCAAAGACGUGGAGAAAGGAACCGCCAUUGUUGUUGGAAUCCCACCGGAGUCAGAGACAUCUGACCAGAAGAAUUUCUUUGGUCGGGCGUUUGAAAAAGCUGCAGAGAGCACCAGCUCCAGAACGCUCCACGAUCACUUUGACACGUCAAUAAUUGAACUGAAAACUGAGGACAGAAGCAAGUUUUUGGAUGCGCUCAUCACUCUCCUGUCAUGA
This is a messenger RNA of Nematolebias whitei (Rio pearlfish), 1713 nucleotides long. It is a transcript of the gene cdc45, whose product is annotated as CDC45 cell division cycle 45 homolog (S. cerevisiae). Gene Ontology annotation, biological process: DNA replication initiation; mitotic DNA replication preinitiation complex assembly; double-strand break repair via break-induced replication. The coding region runs from base 1 to 1713 and encodes 570 amino acids. Lineage: Eukaryota; Metazoa; Chordata; Actinopteri; Cyprinodontiformes; Rivulidae. The record is from RefSeq and is a predicted model, not a curated record. The transcript has 18 exons. Gene Ontology annotation, molecular function: DNA replication origin binding; chromatin binding; single-stranded DNA binding. Gene Ontology annotation, cellular component: DNA replication preinitiation complex.